This is a messenger RNA of Thelazia callipaeda (thelaziosis nematode), 801 nucleotides long. Lineage: Eukaryota; Metazoa; Nematoda; Chromadorea; Rhabditida; Thelaziidae. The record is from the annotation of a GenBank genome assembly.
AUGUUGUCUCAGAUCAUCAGCUGUUUCACUGGUUUGCAUGUACCUCCGACAGCUGCUGCUGCCAUACAUAUUUUAUGUGUGUUGGUGCCUUUCCGUAAUCGUGAGAAAGAAUUGCAAAUAUUCGCUCCUUAUAUUGAUGAUUUCCUAAAUAAGCAGCGAGUUCUUCAUAAGAUAAUUGUUUUAAAUCAGAGCGAUGCUUUAAGAUUUAAUCGCGCAUCAUUGAUCAAUGUUGGAUGGUAUGAAGCGGAUCGGGUAGGAUGUGAUUAUAUGGUAAUGCACGAUGUCGAUCUUUUACCUCUUAAUUCACAACUAGAUUAUUCUUAUCCUGGAAAAGGUGUUGUCCGACAUGUAUCUUCUCCGGAAUAUCAUCCACAAUAUAAUUAUUCCAAAUUCGUUGGUGGCAUUUUACUUUUAACGACAUAUGAUUAUAAAAUGCUGAAUGGCAUGUCAAAUAAGUACUGGGGAUGGGGUUUGGAAGACGACGAAUUUUAUUUGCGUCUUCGAGACGCAGAUUUGCUCACAAAGCUUCAAAGACCGGUGAAUUUAUCAACUGAUCGUACUAAUACUUUUCGUCAUAUUCAUGAUUCAAAAUUACAGAAAAGAGAUUACAAAAAAUAUGGAAAUCAGAGAAAAAUGGCUCAUAAAAGAGAUCGCUCUAGUGGCUUAAAUUCUGUAAAAUAUCGUAUUGCUGGACGAAGUCUGCUUCAGUUUCGCGGAGAGAAUAACUUGGUAGUCUCUGUGCUUAAUAUAGAACUGGAAUGUGAUUUAAAUUGGACAAAUUAUUGUAAAACACCACCGUAA